Microbotryum saponariae is the source of this 696-nucleotide messenger RNA. NCBI's taxonomy places the organism in Eukaryota, Fungi, Basidiomycota, Microbotryomycetes, Microbotryales, Microbotryaceae. The record is from the annotation of a GenBank genome assembly.
AUGGCUUCCCUACGAACAGCAUUCGGUGCCUUGCUCCGACCACGAUCCUCCACUCCCAUCGUCGUCGCAACCCGAGCCUUUACUUCUUCCGCCUCCGUGCGAUCGACCUCCCCGUCAGAACCGUCGACGACGACCGGAGCAGCCGCACCACCCGCUUCUGAGGCCAAGUCCGGCUCUCACGGUGCAUCUUACCAAUCCCAAGUGCUCAACCAAGCCACCCAACGCCUCAAAUCCCAUCCCACCCCAGGCAAGUCCGCCAACCCGAACCUGCGCGGCCCUUCCUUCCCUUCGACCCGAGCGCCUUCCUCCUCUCGUAACCGAGCACCCGCGAGCGACCUCUACGAUUGGAGCCGAGCGAUGAGAUCUACCCCGAUCCCACGAACACUCCAACCCGAACCCCAACAAUCACCCGAAGAGAUUUGGGCCUCGACCAAUCCCAUUGGGUACACCCUCCCCGUCACCACUACGACCGCCCGUUCGAUCCCCGUAAGGAAACGGGAUGUCGCCCGAGCGUAUCGCGCACUGAAUCGGAUCUUGAAUCAGAACAACGUGAGGAAGGAACUCAGGAGGCAGGAGAGGUUCGAAGGGCCGAGCGAUAAGAGGGUUAGGUUGGAUAGUGAGAGGCAUAGGAGGAGGUUCCAGGUCGAGGUGGGCAAGCAGGUCGGAAAGGCGAUGAGGUUGAGGCAGAGGAUCUAA